Molecule: messenger RNA, 609 nt
Organism: Miscanthus lutarioriparius
Lineage: Eukaryota; Viridiplantae; Streptophyta; Magnoliopsida; Poales; Poaceae
Source: the annotation of a GenBank genome assembly
AUGGCAAGCUCCACCUCCCUCCUUCCCCUUCUCGUCCCCGCCCCUGCCUCUCGCCACCGUUUCCACACGUCCACGUCCGCAUCCCCCCGCCACCUGCGCCCAUCCCCUGCUCCUCGCCUCCUCCGCGCUGCCCGGCGUCGUCACUCCGACGCCGUCGUUGUCGUCCCAGAUGCCCGCCCCUGGGUCGGCGAUCUCUCGGGCGCCGCCGCGUCCUACCGGGACGGAAGCGAGGAGGACGAAGACGACGCAGAUGAAGAGGAGGACGAAGACGAGGACCGCAGCCUGGACCUACUGGCCCGGUUCCUGCACUCCGUGUUCAGGAAGGCCUCCCGCCGCGCGCGCCGCGCUGCCAGGUCCGUGCUGCCGCCUUCCGUCCCUGCCGAGCUGGUGAAGUUUUCGGUCAAUGGCGUGCUGGUCCUGACGUCCUUAUGGAUCCUGAAGGGUCUUCUCGAGGUGGUCUGCACAUUUGGAAGCAUGGUGUUUGCAAGCAUCCUUCUUGUUCGUGGUAUAUGGUCUGGGGUGACAUACAUCAGAGAAAACCGUUACAGCUAUAUUCACCGGAUCGACAACGAUGAGAACCGAUGGAGCAGAGUGCAGACUGCUGGUUGA